AUGACACCUCGGCUGGCCCAGAAUGGCAUUUGUGUUGCUUUCACAGAAAGUGUUCAGGCAAUGAACUAUCGUCACUCAUGGCUUCUCCCUAAAAAUGUAUUUUUCAAGUUGGAUUCCUUACUUUACUCAGUUGAAACCAAUGUGAUUAUUGUCAGUGGGACUUCUCAAUCGCUGCAUGUUUUAACAAUAAUCUUAGAAAUUUAUGAAUUUAGGAGAAACGCUCAUAUAGGAAAAGUGUGGGUCAUGCCACCACAGUGGGAUUUUUCCAAUACAGCUAGUAGCAAUGGAUGUCCUACAAAAACGUUCCACGGUUCCUUCUCUUUCUUUGUCCAUACCAAAGCAGUACCAGCAUUCCAGGAUUUUAUCCAGACCAUGAAACCUGACAAAUCAAUGAUGACUUUUCUUUCUGUCUUCUGGCAAGAUGCAUUCCAUUGCCGUAUACCUAAUGAAUACUACCAAUACUGUAAAAACUGUAAAACAUGUACAGGUGAAGAAAAUCUGGGAAGGCUCCCUGGAUAUAUUCUGGAAAAAGACCUUACAGGGGAGAGCUAUAGCAUCUACAAUGCUGUGUAUACUAUAGCACACGCUUUACAGUUGGCAAAGAAGAGAGAAAUGCUGAAUAGGGACACAUUUAUGAAUCUGAAGGUUCAACCAUGGAAGCUCCAUGCCUUCCUUAGGAACAUUCACUUUAAUAAUGGCGCUGGGCACGAGGUCCUCUUUGAGAAUGGGAAAUUGUCCCCAGAAGGGUAUGACAUCAUCAACUGGAUGAUUUUUCCCAAUAAAUCCUUCAUUAAAAACAAAGUGGGGAAAAUUUCUCCAAUUCAAGGCUUCUCUAUCAGAGAGGAUGGUAUACAAUGGAACAGUAAAUUUGAAAAGCUACCACCCCAUUCCAUGUGCACCAAGAGUUGCCAACUUGGAUACAGCAAGGCAGUUCAGGAGGGAAAAUCAUUCUGUUGCUAUGAUUGCAUUCUAUGCCCAAAAGACAUGAUUUCUAACCAGACAGACGCAAAUGAAUGUGUCAAAUGCCUUGAAGAUCAAUAUUCAAACAAAAAAAGACAUCAGUGUAUCCCAAAGGUUAUAGUUUUCCUAUCUUUUCAAGAGCCCUUGGGAAUUAUUUUGCUUUUCCUGAGUAUUUUCCUUUUUGUGAUUACAUGCUUAGUGGUACAAACUUUUCUGAAGAGCUGGAAUACUUCCAUAGUCAAAGCCAACAACAGGAGCCUCACCUGCGUUCUGCUCAUCUCCAUCCUCCUCUGCUACCUUUCUGCCAUCCUCUUCAUAGGCAAACCAGGCAAGGUCACCUGUCUUCUUCAGCAAAUGACAUUUGGCAUCAUCUUCACUGUUGCGGUUUCUUGUGUGUUGGCAAAAACCAUCAUUGUGGUCUUGGCUUUCCUAGCCACACAACCAGGCAAUAGGGUGAGAAAAUGGCUAGGGCAAAAAGUGGCCAUUGCCAUUGUGGUUUCCUGCUCCCUCACUCAAGUGUGUAUCUGUGCAGCAUGGCUCUCAACCUCUCCUCCAUUCCCAAAUGCUGACAUGCACUCAGAAUCGGGGAAAAUUGUCAUUCAAUGCAAUGAAGGGUCUCUCACCAUGUUCUAUUGCCUUCUAGGCUACAUGGGGCUCCUAGCCAUCAUUAGCUUCACUGUGGCUUUUUUGGCCAGAAAAUUGCCUGAUACUUUCAAUGAAUCCAAGCUGAUCACCUUCAGCAUGCUGGUUUUUUGCAGUGUUUGGAUCCUGUUUAUUCCAAGUUACAUGAGCACCAAGGGAAAAUACAUAGUUGCUGUGGAGGUUUUUGCCAUAUUGGCCUCCAAUACUGGUCUCUUGGCUUGCAUCUUUUUUCCCAAAUGUUAUAUUAUUAUUAUAAGAGCUGACAUGAAUUCAAAGAAAUUGCUGACAGAGAAAAGACAUUAA
This is a messenger RNA of Anolis sagrei ordinatus, 1905 nucleotides long. RefSeq names its product vomeronasal type-2 receptor 26-like. Gene Ontology annotation, molecular function: G protein-coupled receptor activity. Gene Ontology annotation, biological process: G protein-coupled receptor signaling pathway. Gene Ontology annotation, cellular component: plasma membrane. Lineage: Eukaryota; Metazoa; Chordata; Lepidosauria; Squamata; Anolidae. The record is from RefSeq and is a predicted model, not a curated record.